This is a messenger RNA of Perca flavescens (yellow perch), 3857 nucleotides long. It is a transcript of the gene prrg3, whose product is annotated as proline rich and Gla domain 3. The record is from RefSeq and is a predicted model, not a curated record. Gene Ontology annotation, cellular component: extracellular region. NCBI's taxonomy places the organism in Eukaryota, Metazoa, Chordata, Actinopteri, Perciformes, Percidae. Gene Ontology annotation, molecular function: calcium ion binding. Bases 295 to 1158 code for a protein of 287 amino acids. The transcript is spliced from 3 exons.
AUGUAAUGUUAGCCUACUACUCUUUGGCCGGCUCGCAAGCCCAAACAAGUGUGUGCGGUGUGCCUGUUGUUUUAUUUCCGGUCUACCUAGAUCCGGUGUGGUGUUGUAGUUUUUCUAACGUUACAAGCGUUACACCUAAAUUGACGCCGUUAAAAUAGGUUUGCGUUAAUGCUGUUAAUAACGCGUGUACUGUAGCAAAGAAGGGACUGAUGGCUCUCAGUAAAGAUCGUCAAUCUGCUGCCCCGACUGGUGACAUUAAGAAGAAAUACCAAAGUGGCUGAUGCAUUCCCAUGUAUGGCAUUGGAAGAUUUUGACAGGGAUGAACUGGGGGUAUUGAUGUCCCCUCCCUCCACUUUACAGCAGCAGGUGCCGGAGAUGGAUGGUAACUCAGAGGGCGACAACACCAGUGCAGACAGCUUGACCAUCAACAGUGGGCCAGAGCGCAAUGGACAAAGUGGGGAAGCAUUCCUGGAUGGUAAGGAUGCUCACUCCGUCCUCAAGCGUUUCCCGCGAGCCAAUGGCUUCCUGGAGGAGUUGAGACAGGGGAACAUUGAGAGGGAAUGUGGUGAGGAGAGCUGCAGCUUCGAAGAGGCAAAUGAAGUGUUUGAGAACAAAGAGAGAACGAUGGAGUUUUGGAAAACUCGUAGCAUUUACACAGUGAGCAGCAACAGCGAGGGGCGCUCUGAGCGUGCCGACACUGUCUACAUGGUGGUUCCUCUGCUGGGCGUUGCCCUGUUAAUAAUCAUCGGCCUCUUCCUCCUUUGGAGGUGCCAGCUUCAGAAGGCUACUCGUCGUCGCCCUGCCUACACCCAGAACCGCUACCUGGCCAACAACCGCAUGCCACGCAUUCUGGUUCACCGGGAAGUGCACACUGAAAGCUUGCAGCAGGACUCCAGCUCACGGCCCACUGUGGUAGUGAGUGGUGCUGAGAGAAGAGGAGUUUCCCAGUCGGACUCCCAUGGCCUCAACCAGCAGAACACUUGUGCCCUCUAUGUCCAGGACUCGUCCCAGUCUGUGGCCUCACGGCUCUCCGGUGCUACACCGCCUCCAUCUUAUGAAGAGGUGACAGGACACCUGGAAAGCAGUGGUGAUGAGACUUCAGCACCUUCAUACAGCGACCCUCCACCCAAAUAUGAGGAGAUCAUAAAGAAGAUAUAAGACAAAGGAAAAAAUAAUUCUGCCAUGGUUGCUGCUUCUGUGUCUGAAGGAGGUCAAAGCUGGCAUAAGAGCAGUUACUGCCUCAGUUGGUGCUGCUGGUUACUGAAACUCAUGUUGUAUUUACCAUAUUUCUGCACUGAGCAAUACCUUUGAUUCACCCAUGGGUACAACCUAAAGCCAGUCCCCCCAUGAUUAUAUGUGCUACCCAGGAUUAUAGAUGCAGUUUAGCUUAACGCAUUAUGUAAUAACACAGCAUUCUGUAAUAAAUAGAAAUAAAUGUAAAACAUUUUCACUUCACUAUGUAAUAACAACCCCAUUUUGUAACAAUCGCUGCACUUUGCCUAAACUCAACGUAGUAAAUGUCCCCGUAUUUUGUUAUAAAUUAUUACUUAUUGCAGUGUUUAUUACAAAAAUGUGGGAGAUGACGUCUUGAAGUAGCGUGGGAUCAUGAGAGUUGUUGUCUUAACUGUUAAACAACCACCUAUGAAAACCUAUUUGACAUGACUCGAGCAGAAAUAACGUUCCCAGACAAGUUCAUUUAUUAGUCAUGUUUAGUCACGCUUAUUCACGAUGUCAUUUCAUUCAAACAAAAUAGCCGAAAAGUAAUGUUCUGUAACGUAGCAUUAACUUGAUAACUUGCCAUUAUAUGAGUCGACUAACGUUAAAAGCAUUUUUAAGUCGUGAUUCAAAGUUUCGAGUGUUAAACUACUUUUAGGAUGGACAGUGAGUCUGUUCCAGAGAUGCGCAACAUAGUGACUAAAGGUUGCUUCACUAAGUUUAGCUCUGUCACUGGGCUCCACUAGCAGCCCACUCCCACUUGACCUGAGAGGCCUGGCAUCAGUACUCCUUGUUUUUUGGUCCCACUCCAUUCAUUGAUUUAUAAGCGUUGCCUCAUAUUCUAUAUAUAUAACAGGAAGCCAGUAGUGGCUUAAGAAUCGAGCUGCAGCUAUCUAUUAUUUUAGAAGUCAAGUUUUUUUUUCAAUUAUUCCAUCGAUAAAUAGAGUAAUUGCAUAACCCUUCAUGCGAUUACUUCAGGUAGAUAGAUUUGGUCUUAUUUUGCUUUGGCAAACUGAACGGCAGAGGUGCAAUGAGGUACAUGGAGAGGAUUUGGCUAGCAGGACGCUCACCAAUCCUUCUGUGGUCCUUGUAGCAGGUUUCUGUACACAACAUGGGGCAGGCAGCACUGUGGGGAAAAGAGCUGGGCUCUACACUUGCUCAACAGUCACUGUGACUGUAAGGUUUUCUUGCCAACGGACUGCCGCUGUUUCUUAUCUGUCAUUGUGCAUAUAAUAUGACUCUCUGUAAACUGUACAUACUAGUCAAUAGUGGAAGUAUUGGGACUCCAAGCCAAUAUUGUUUAGUUGUUCCAGUCUCUCCAUUGUUAGGAUUUGCAGCUUUACGCUGUUUUAUAUCUUUGUAAAUUGAAUACCUUUGGGUUUUGAACGGUUGGCGUCAUAGAAUAAUUCAUAAUGAAAAUAACCAAUGGUUGCAAGGCAAACAUAAAUAAAUCAUUCUGCCCUCCAAAGCUAUAUUAACCUGACGCACAAGAUGGUUUGUUACCCAAAAUCAUCUGAGAAGCCGUCAUUGGAAACUUUUUAGAAAAGGGCAGGCACUUUAAAAACUAAAAUGCCUGGCAGAUGAUUGGAUAAACCAUCUGUCUAUCAAACACUUGCAGAAGCCAGUCGAGAGAAAAGCGUAAACAUCUUUUCCAUCAAGAAAAGCCUUCAGUGCCGUUCUUUACUCUUCUUUCUAUAAAUAAAUACUCUCCCGUUCUGAUAUAACUGAUGCAAUUGCAGCAUGUACACUAACCUUUUUAGCCACUAUUGUUAUUUUGAACGAACACUCGUGCAGAUGCACUCAUACACAAUCAUGAGCACAUUCAGCUCUCAAUGAGUCAGUAUGCACCUAAGUGCUAGAACUGUGCUUGCCUCAGUCCUACUAUUAUACACCAACUUUGUUUGUAGUUGUUAUAUUUUACACAGUGCGGUGGGUGUAACAGUAUAGUUUUGUGGACACUAUACAAUCAAAGUAAAUAGUAAUUCUUACAAAGUUUGGAGACAUGGAUUCACCAUCACUGGAAAAGCUGACAGAUGUUUAGAGCUGCAUGGGGUAAACUUCACAAUUUGUCGGCUCUGUCUAUUUCAAGCUUUAAAUGUUUGAAGGACUCAUUUAUAUGAUAAAUCUUAUAACAUGAUGAAUGAACUGAUGAAAAGGUUCAGCCAAUGUCAGUCAUGUUUCCAUCUCAAGCAAAUUUUGAGCAAACUUUUAAAAUGUCGCAAUAAAGAAGAAAAAUGCGACAAAGAAGCAUUUCCAUCAACUGGUUUAGAGUGACUAAACUAGACUACGCAAAGCGUAAUUUCGUGACAAGUUGACAAUACGCAUGGUUGUAGAUUGCAAACCGGCUUGCUAAAUCAAAGGGUUUAGAAGCUAAGUUCUUUGUGUAAAUGGAGGUAGCAUUGUACAAGUUGGCCAGCUGUGCAGAAUACAGGGUUGUGGCAGAGACAUUUGGUGUCAGCAAGACAAUCGUUCACCGCUGUGUAUACGCACACAGAGCCAUACGAUUCAAGCUGUUGAACCAAUUUGUCAAUUUAGCAACUCCACUACUUAUCUUGUGCCCAGUGGCGUAACAAGCCAACACCGGGCCCCUAUGCAGGAUUAUCAAGGCGGGCCCCCCUACUAUAGCUCUUGAUGACGGCGCA